Messenger RNA from Manduca sexta (tobacco hornworm), 2307 nucleotides. Its product is annotated as O-acyltransferase like protein. The record is from RefSeq and is a predicted model, not a curated record. The transcript has 12 exons. Gene Ontology annotation, molecular function: acyltransferase activity, transferring groups other than amino-acyl groups. Bases 15 to 1889 code for a protein of 624 amino acids. NCBI's taxonomy places the organism in Eukaryota, Metazoa, Arthropoda, Insecta, Lepidoptera, Sphingidae.
UUUAGUGAGGUACGAUGAAGACCUAUAUCCAUCAUGUUCCUGUUGUGUUCGUGUUGUGUUUGUUCCUAUUACCGAAUAUUAUCGCGAGGGAUUUUACUGAUGAGGAGUACUUGACUCUACCUCGCCUUUUCCACCUGGAUGACUACCACAGCUGCCUCUCACAGAAAGACGGACUAUAUUGCCUCGCCAAGUUUCAACUGACACCGACGCAGUCUCCACACAUCGCAUAUGAUCUUAUUAAGGAGUACUCGGAUGACGUCAGACAUUUCAAUCGAACAGUGAUCCAUCGCGGGUACUGCGUAAGCGCACGAUGCCCCGACACCGCUGGCGUGAACGCCUCCUUACGCAUACAGAAAUGUGCGAACUUAAGGGCGCGCCCACACCAUCUCAAGGCCACACUGCAGACAUUGCACUACUGCCACAGCCACAACGACACAGUGACAGACAAACCGCCAGACCUAUUGCAAAGCAUAUUCCUGUACAUUGUCUAUGCUAUUUUAUGCUUAAAUAUCUUAGGCACUAUGUACGAUUUUGUAUGGAAUGAUAAAAAAAAAAAUGUCCUAAUAAUGGCGUGGUCUGUUCGAGCAAACUGGCAAAGGUUAACAGUAUCGUACGAGAGUAAAGAUCCGCGACUCUCAAACUUGGCCAUUUUACAAGGAUGCAGAGUGAUUGUUAUGCUGAUCAUUUUAUACGUACACGCGGUCGUUUUACAAGACAUGUUGUAUUUGCAAAAUCCGCAGUACAUGGAAAAUGGAUUUGCAAGGACGGCUGGUAUGAUAAUGAUUAAAGGCACAUCCCUAGUGCAUAUGUUUGUGAUGCUGUCCAGUUUCCUAUGCGCAUACAACAUGCUGCUGUCGUCAGAAAAAUCACCGCUGUCUUUGAGAAGUUUCCCUACAAACGUGUUGAAGCGAAUAAUCAGGAUAGCACCUGUCUACUUACUGAUAGUGGGAUAUGGAGCCACUUGGUGGCCUCGGACUCGCGACGGGCCACUUACGGGCCUAAUCAUCGGAUCCCAGAGUCAGAUCUGCCGAGAAAAGUUCUGGUACCACGUGUUCUUCGUCAACAACAUAUUUGACGCAAAAAACCAUUGCUUCAUUCAGACUUGGUUCUUGGCAGUUGACAUGCAACUGUACAUUUUAGCUUCUUUCCUAACAUUGGCUCUAGCGCCACUGAAGCAACGCGUCCUGCCGAUAUACGCGGCUCUGUUCUUCGGGUCCUGCGUAUUAAUCAGCGGCAUUUCAUAUAUACAAGACUGGAAAUCAAUGCUAUAUAUUGCAAAUCCUGAAUCUAUAAAAGAGGUGUUAUACAACUCGCCAUCAUUCCAAGGGCUGUACACGUCGCCGUUGGGAGGACUGCCUGCCUGCAUAAUGGGGCUGUACAUAGCCCAUCUGCAUUACUACAUGCACGAAAGCGGAUAUAAGAUAUCUGCAAACAAAGUACUAAAUGUCAUCCAUAACUGGAUGAUACCGGUGUACAUAGCAUGGUUGAUCUCAGGGCUAUACAUCAGAACUGUGACGUCACACGCAUUCACAGCCGCCUAUACAGGAAUAGAGCGAUGCAUAUUCUGCAUUAUAUGCGCUACACAGAUAAUCGGAUCAAUUAAUAUUGACAGUCACAUUAGGAGGUUUUUCGCGUGGAGUAAAUGGGACACUUUUGCGCGAAUGUCUCUCCCAGUCAUGAUGGUGCAUUGGUGCGUGAAUACGCUCAUCGCGGUACCACGUCCAUACACUACUUUCAGCUCUGGCUUUGAUAUUGCGGUGGACGCAGUCGCUACUGCGGUUAUGUCUUACACAAUCGCUGUCCCCAUCAGUGUUAUGGUUGAACUCCCCAUGCAAAAGUUUUUAGAUUGUGUCAUAAUAAAAAACAUUCAGAGUUCGACCAAACAAUAAUUAAGUCGUGAAAUUCGUUUAUACAAAUAGAAAAAUUACUAGUCAAUAGAUAUGGCUUGACGUGAUACGUAAAAGAUGGCCAUUGUUGUUCUAUGUUCCCAUUGCAUGUUUUUUGAUAUUUGAUGAUAUUUAGAAAUGUUUUUAGAUUAGUGAUUAACUAAAGAGUCGGUAUUAAAUAAAGUUAUUUUUUUAUUUUUUAUCAAAUGACCAAUCACCCAUUCGGAAUUAACGCAAAAAAAGAAUAAGAAAAUUUCCUGAAACAUUUAAAAUAAUUGCCUUAGAGGUAAAUAAUAAUUUUGCGAUGGGUAGUAAUAAUUAAGAAUGGAAGUUUGGGAACAUUAUUGGAUGCCAAGAAUCUUAUUUUAUGUUCUUAAAUUUAAAUUAGUACAGUGAUUAUUUAAUUUGAAAUAAACAUAUA